Messenger RNA from Dibothriocephalus latus, 324 nucleotides. The record is from the annotation of a GenBank genome assembly. NCBI's taxonomy places the organism in Eukaryota, Metazoa, Platyhelminthes, Cestoda, Diphyllobothriidea, Diphyllobothriidae.
AUGCACAAGGAUAUCAAAGCUUGGACAUGGGCUUACCUGAGCUGUCAACGGAACAAUGUCCACCGGCACAACAAGGCAUCCAUUGGCACCUUCCCCGGCCAAAGUGAAAGGUUCAGUCAUAUCCACCUGGGCAUCAUAGGCCCCCUGUCUCUGUCUAACGGUGGCUUCUACCUUCUCACCUAUGCGGAUCGAUUCAUCCGGUGGCCGGAGGCUAUCCCUCUCCCCAACAUGGAAGCAACCACGGUGGUCAAGGCCUUCCUCAGUCGUUGGGAUGCCAUCUACGGCGCUACAUCCACUAUCACGACUGAUCGCGGUGUCGAAUAG